AUGUGGAAAAUGAUAUUUCUAUUAUGUUUAAUAACUUAUGUGAAUUUUAUUACAUCAAAUCCUACAACACAAUCAGAUUAUCUUCUACAAGCAGAAGCUAAUACAACAAGCUUAGAUAUUACCGAACAUUUAACUGGGGAGUUUACAGUUACAGAAAUGUCAUCUACAUCAACGAAUUCCGAACCCAUUAUAAAAUCUGACCAUGACACAGCAUCGGUUGAAGAAGUUACUUCAAAUGAACCGUACGAAACAACCACUGAGUCUGAUGAAACAAAUGAUACAGAGCAUAAUUUAGACUUCGCAACAGAUAACCAUCAUCCAUAUGAACAUCAUAAUGAUAACCACGAAAAUCACGAGGACGACCACGACCACGAACAUGAUCACCAACAUGACCACGAGCAUGAUCAUGAACAUUAUCAUGAACACGAACAUAACCACAACAAGGCAGAUCAAUCAUUUCAUUUAUCAAAAAACAUACAUAAAAGAACCAGAGGUAAACAUUCUGACUCAACUAAUCCCAAAAAAGUCAAUAAAUUAUAA
Messenger RNA from Schistosoma rodhaini, 540 nucleotides. Lineage: Eukaryota; Metazoa; Platyhelminthes; Trematoda; Strigeidida; Schistosomatidae. The record is from the annotation of a GenBank genome assembly.